Molecule: messenger RNA, 969 nt
Organism: Paraglomus brasilianum
Lineage: Eukaryota; Fungi; Glomeromycota; Glomeromycetes; Paraglomerales; Paraglomeraceae
Source: the annotation of a GenBank genome assembly
AUGGUUUAUGAGUUUGUUGGGAGAAUGAUACUAAGUCAGUGUUUACACAGUUUUAUGGGAGAAGCUACGACAUCUUUAUCUGAAGAUAUGCAAACUAAGAUCAAUGAGAUACACCAACGAAUGACGCGAGAACCUGACGUUGCUUCAUACUCAACUAUGGAUUUAGAGAAGUUGGAACGCUUUCGCAUACAUACCGGAAUUGAGAUCAGGGCUUUGGACUAUCAUGCAUCUUCAAGUAGGGAUAUAGAUGCUUAUGAUUGGACAGAUUAUCCCGAAAAUCAUCCAUCGCAACGAAAACGGAUCAUUGAGUACCUCAACAAGCAUCUUCAACCGAACCUUCCUCAUGGAAUCAUUAUACUUGACGUCAUAGAUAAAAGGGACUUUCUUAAUAUAUACAAUAAUCCAGUGAUACCAUUUGAUACUCGGGGUGGAACAGACGUUGCCUUGGUAGAUGAGAGCUAUGUCAAGGCCUCAAUUUCUAGGGCUGGAAUUCGCGGGGUAGUGGAGCUGAAGAAAAUGGUACAGGAGAGUCAUGUGCCGCAGAUUGUCAUGGAAAUGGUGGGAGCUGACCUCCUUGUAAAUGAAGACAGUAAAGUGUUUGGGUUAUUGACAGACUUAGGAGAUGUGUGGAAUUUUUAUUGGGUUGGAGAGGAAAAGGAGAUUGUGACAGUCAACAUAUCGCAUCGUAAGGCAGCUUUGAAUUUUAUUAGCAAGCUCACCUUAGUAACUGACCGACAAAGCGACAGGGGUUUUCAGAUACCUGGUUUGUCAACAAGAGUUAAACGUACGAAAAUUCGACAUGUCUGUGAUAAUAAUUUUGAGGAUUAUCCUGAUGAAGAUAUAGGUAGGAUAGAGGAUUUUUAUGAUGAAAUGGAGUAUGAAGAAAUAGUUAAACAUAAAAUGGACAAAGCCGCCUCCAUGAUUAAGAAUACUCCGAUAUUUCAAACAUUUAUGCUUAGGCAAAUGUGA